UGAUGUCACGAGUCCGAAGUCGACGGCGUCUCUCAUUUAGCCGUGGGACAGCAUGAUGGGGACUUUUUUGAAAAAAUAUGGCAUGACAGCUUCCCUGCCAAUGUACCUGUUAUUUUCGUUGCUCAUAAGCUUGUACGCGUAUUCGGUUUUCAUACAGCCCCGGAAGGCCGCAGCUGCUCUGUCUACUACCCCUUUACCAGGCCAAGAGUUAAUAGCUGAACUAGGAAAUUAUGUUCGUAAUUUACAUGCCAACAUAACCGAUGACCCGUAUAACUACGUUGGCUUGGGUGAGGUGCGGCGACUUAGCAACGCGCAACAAGGUGUUCAUAUGAGUGGGUACUUUGAUAAAUCCCCUUGGUCAGGAGAUGGCUCCAAAAUGCUUUUCCAGCGGGUUACAACUUAUGACAGCGAAAUGUCUGAGCUCAAUCCGUUGCAAAUCGGGUUUGUAGACUUUGGCAGCCCGCGGGGAUCUCGGCUGGAGUUCCUGGUUAACACAACGGCGUGGAAUCAUCAGCAAGGGACUAUGUUGCAAUGGCUUGGCUGGUCGAAUUCCAUGAUCAUUUACAAUGACCGCGUCGCAUCCAAUAAGUUCGUUGGUAUAGUGUACGACAUCAUGCAGCGCAAGCAAGUGGCUACAUUGCCGAUGCCUUUCUAUAGCAUCAACUUCAAUGGUACAGUCGCCGUUUCCUUGAACUUCGGAAGACUUUAUGUUGCCCGACGGGACUAUGGGUACGCUGUAGACUCUGCUACACAAGUUGAGCAGAGGCACAACACUUGCCCCGAUAAUGAUGGCGUCUGGCUCAUGGAGGGCAUCCAGGACCCUGCUAACGUGAAGCCGCGACUGCUCGUGAGCAUACGCCAAGUGUUUGACAUUGUGGCAAGGUUGGACCUUGUGGACCCCUUUACACAGCAAAAAUAUGCCAGCAGCUUCACAGGUUUGGACACCAACGCGAUUCAGACGGAGUGCAUCCAUUGGAUAAACCACGCUCAGUUGAACCGCGAGGGCACGAAGGUUAUGUUCCUGUAUCGCGUGGCACACUGCAAAUACAUUCGUGGCUUCAAGACGUUUGUCUUCACCGUGGAUAUCGCCACCGGGGAGCUCUGGCGUGUCCCUCUUGCAUAUGGUUCCCAUCACGACUUUGGCUGGGAUGACAACCUCAUUUCUUGUGACAGCUCUGGAUACUAUUACGCCAAGUUUAAGAAGUUUGCUGUGAGGCUGGGGCGGCCAGUGGAAGUGUCUCGUGGAGGUGAUGGCCAUUGUACCUUCGCGCCAACAUCCACCCACUUCAUCCUGUCGGACACCUACCCCCGUCAGGCAGUACCCGGAUUCACAGGUCCAAUCCGCACCCUGUUCACCUGGGACCUCGCCUGUACCCGCUCUCAGAUGAAUCUGCCUUCAGCCAACCAGUGGUCUCGUGACGGUCGCUAUGUGUGCUUCGACUCCACACAUGAAGGUCUGGGGCGGCAGGUGUACAUCGCCAAGGUCUAUGACAAGGCGUUAGUGCGUCCUGGUGUGGAUGUGGUGGCAAGGCCCCCGCGCAAGUUCUUCAUGGACCUGGGAGCACGCACAGGGGACUCUAUCGAAAAGAUGCUGAUCAAGGCUGAGACCGAUUACAGCGACUAUGUCAUCCACGCCUUUGAAUGCAAUCCAGAGAAUAUGCCGCUCGUUCGCUCAGGCCUUGACCGCCUGACAACCCAAUACAAGCUGCACCCUGAGAAUGUGGUGCUGGUGGAGGCUGCAGCUUGGAUUGAAAAAGGAACCUUGUCAUUCCACAUGGACAGCCGAAAUGUAGGUGCUGAUGGCAAGCCAGGCAAGACUGGCGGCUCAGUGUUCGAUUCACCUCAUGCACUUGGAGAUCUGGUUACGGUGCCAUCUGUGGAUUUCAGCGACUACUUGGAGUCUGCAGUCACAUAUGUGGACCAUGUGGUCUGCAAAAUAGAUAUUGAAGGAGCUGAGUAUGAGCUGCUAAGCCACAUGAUUCGCCGGGGUAGCAUCAUUCUUUGUGAUGUUGUCAUGAUUGAAUGGCACAGUCGCUUCAGGAAAGAGUGGAGGGGCUGGGAUGCGGAGCUUGAGUCCAUGAUGAGGCAGCUGCACAUACAUGUUGUCACAAUCGGCUGAGCUGAUUGUUUGCCUGGCUAAUAACUCUGGUUGUGUGAGGCUUGAGCUGCUGUACAUAGUGUGACGACAGGGGGUAAUACCCGGUGAGCCCCUGGUACACUAAUCUGUUCACCUUAGCCGGCUUCUUUGGAUCCUGUUUGUUGACACUAACAUUCCGGAUGAGUCGCGAAUAGCGGAGAAAUCCCAAUCGAACUCGGAGCUAGCUGGAUCUCCCCGAAAUGCGUUGAGGCGCAGCAGUAACGAUGAGCUAUC
This is a messenger RNA of Volvox carteri f. nagariensis, 2371 nucleotides long. RefSeq lists its product as uncharacterized. The transcript has 6 exons. Lineage: Eukaryota; Viridiplantae; Chlorophyta; Chlorophyceae; Chlamydomonadales; Volvocaceae. The coding region runs from base 53 to 2119 and encodes 688 amino acids. The record is from RefSeq and is a predicted model, not a curated record.